This is a messenger RNA of Bradysia coprophila, 2066 nucleotides long. RefSeq names its product histone-lysine N-methyltransferase E(z)-like. Lineage: Eukaryota; Metazoa; Arthropoda; Insecta; Diptera; Sciaridae. The record is from RefSeq and is a predicted model, not a curated record. Gene Ontology annotation, molecular function: histone H3K27 methyltransferase activity; protein binding; chromatin binding. Gene Ontology annotation, biological process: heterochromatin formation. Gene Ontology annotation, cellular component: nucleus; ESC/E(Z) complex.
ACAUAACACUUUUCGACGGUCAUUCUUUAUUCGUUCAACGGUAAAGUGACAAAUAGUUCGUCGUUCAGAUAGAAAUUUUAUUUCGUUGAUGAUGGUCGAAUAUCUUGUAAAUAAUUGACUUUCGUGCUGCUGCUCGAAUUUACUUUUGUAAUUGAACAUUGAUUCUGUUCUGUCUUUGUCGAGCCGGCGGAAGCGAAAUAAUUGUCCAAGAUGGAUUGGAAGCUUGUUGUACGAUCAGAGUACAGAAGACUGCAGCAAGAAAGACAGAUCCAAAUUUCCAAUGUAUGGAAAGAAAAUAGACUGCUCCUUCAGAAUUCAACCGAUGCGACGAGUGGGCGUUGUCAUUGGAGAGUGCAAAAUAGUGACCCAUUGCAAUUGAGCAAAGGACCAAGGAUUGGUGCCAAUUUCUUCGUGAAAAAGCAACCCAAUUUACAAGUGAUUUGGAAACAUUUAUUGCCGGUUGUUGAUCGCCCACCACAAAAUAUCACAUGGCUGCCGAUACCUCGUAAUAUACCAAUGAAAACGUUGCAGAGCAAAACCUACGUACCAUUCCUGGGAAAUGAAGCCGUCGAUAGUGGGCUUGUAGACGAAUUGAUGAAUUUAACCGAAUGCGACAGCGACGACGAAGCAAAGAGUAUUAUGGAGGAUGAGUUGUUUGUUAACCUGGUUGAAGCGUUGAUUCAAAUUCGUCAACGUCAUACGGGCAUAGUCACAUCAUUAGUCGUACCUGAUCCAAUCAUCUUUCAGCGCAUGUGUGAAUACUUUACUGGGUUAAACAACGCAGAUUACUUAUGUGAAAAGUAUGAAAAGCUUACGAAACGUGCACCGUGCAGGCCGAAUAUUGAUGAACCAAUGAAAGAUGGCCUGUGCCGUAAUGCAGCUCUGACUUCAUUUUACAAAUUAUUUUGUCGUAAAUGCUGUAUCUACAGUUGUCCAUUUCAUUGUCACGAGAAUAAUGAGUUUAUUCCGAAACCAAAAACUGGCGACGUCGCAUGGUUGAAACCGUUCGACCGACCGUGCUCGAAUCUAUGUUACAUGGUGGAGAAUUCAGGACAUGAGAAUCGAGAAGAACAAUCUUCUAGUGAAGAUGGGGAAGCGAGUAAAUGGUCUGGUUCGGAAUUGACGAUGCUGACUGCCUUAGUAACGGUUUUUCCAAACAAUUUUUGUGCCAUCGCUGAAAUCAUUCGUAGUAAAAGCUGCAAAGAGGUACCCACCAUACCUGUUCUAACUUUAUCAGUCCUAAGUCUUCGGAACACAGUACACCGACAAUUCAAAUUGGCUAAUAACGUUAAGCCCAUCCGUACCAAGAAAAGUAAAGUCAUCAAUCGAGGAUGGCGUACGCAAGACAUCGAGAAAGUAUACAAACCAUGCAACCACGAAGGACUCUGCACUGACUCAGAAAAUUGUGCGUGUAUCAACUGCGAAAAGUUCUGUAACUGUGCCGCGGACUGCAAAUAUCGAACGCGAAUGACGUGCAAUUGUAAGAAAUUCUGUGCAACCCAAUCAUGUCUCUGCAUUAAAUUGUUUCGUGAAUGCGAUCCGGAUACGUGCACCUGUGUAUCUUGCCAGAACGUUAAUCUUCAGCGAAACCUCGAUAAGAAAAUGCACGUUGCCUCAUCGGAUAUACAUGGUUGGGGUCUCUUUGUUGAUGAGGACUGUCAGAAAGGUGACUAUAUCACGGAAUACAAAGGUGAAAUCAUUUCCACUGAAGAAGCGGACCGACGGGCCAAAUUGUAUACGAAAGAAAAUUCCACGUACAUGUUUACGCUGAAUGAAGAGUUUGUCGUUGAUGCAAUGAACUACGGGGGAAAAUUCCGAUUCGCUAAUUUUUCACGUGAUCCAAAUUGCAGAUCGAAAAUUCUUCGGGUCAAUGGUGAUCAUCGGAUUGGCAUAUACGCUCAGAGAUUUAUUAAAGCUGGCGAAGAGCUUACGUUGGAUUAUCUUACAAUAGAUCCAACACUUAAUCAGUAAUCGAAAAAGUGUUCGUUUUUGUUGUAUUUUGUAUAAUUUAAUGGCCGUUUUGUUUAAAAUAAAUAAAUAGUUUUCUUUUGUAACGACAACGUUGA